AGCAAAAGUAUAUAUAAGAGCUACGUAAAACUGGCGUGGUUAAUGGUAAUGUUUCAUAUAACACUUAUGAUUCGAAGUACGACUCGAUAUUAAAGUAGUAAUCAAAAACUGUCUGAAACCGAGAUGGAUAAAAAACAAUGUCAGUGGGAUGUUGUCGUUGAGACUUGCUUCGACCAGAAAACAACAUUCAGCGUCACCAAAACUACAAAUGUUAGAGAUUUGAAGCUACACUGUGAGGUAGAGUUUGCAACCCCAGCUGAAAUACAAGUAUUGGUACAUGAAAAGAUGGAAUUAGACAACACCAUCACUAUCGCAUCACUACCUUCACCAGACACAGAAACCAUAAAAACUUUCAAACUACACGUCCUAACUGGGUUACAAAGUUUUGUAUUUUCAUGCAUGAAAGGUGAUAUGGAAAGCGUGACCAAAGGAAUCCAAGAUAAAACAAAUCAUUUAUUUACCACAGAAGAAAGAGCUUUUGUAGCAGCAUUUAUUGCAGUUGGUACCGGAAAACGCGAGCUGUUCAACUCACUCCUCGAAGAUAAGGAGUGGUUUGUCGACAUUAUUAGCAGACGAACGAAGCUGAAUCAACGGAGUUUACUUCAUGCUGCUGUUGCCGGUGGCGACUUGAGUUGUGUUGUGAAUAUCAUGGUCAUGUCCCGUGGGAGGAUGGAUUUAUUGCAUUUUGAAGACGAACACGAAAGUCCGCUUGAUUUAGCACGAAGGCUUGAAAAAACUGCAUUCGUAAGAUUAUUGGAAAAGUAUGAAAAGAUUCCAUGUGAAGAGAAAACUGUCAGCGUUGAAGAAUCUCUGCACGACAAAACAAAUUGCGAAGUGAUUUUUCUAGAAAGCACUUCGCUAAAUGAGUUUGACUUGACCUCAGAGAAUAAAAAUGCUAAGCAGAAAGAUCAAGUUUCUGGUUGGAUAACUGAAGCUAGUCGAUGCGAAAUCUGGGAAAAACGAGUCCAAACUCCUGUCUACGAAGAGGAUUCUACGCGCGGCCUAGCGAAAAAGGGCCUAGAUUCUUUAAACAGUGGUAAAUCCAAUGAGACUCUGGACCGAAGAACUGUAAUGGAAUGUGGCUCUUCGUCGCCGAAAGAUACUAAAGGAAGCAAACUGACUCAAGAGAACGAAAAGGGUUCUACUCAUAAAACCCAAAAGGAAAAAAGUAAAGCUUCACAGCAAAAGCCAAAAGAUCGCUUUCGAAAUUAUUCUCUGAAACUACGUAUUCCAGUGAGAAGCAAGAAUAGAGGUGUUCAAGAAAAUGCGUCCACUCAACGACAACAAUCCAUGGUCAACGAUGACACAAGCGUUGAAAAAAAGCAAGCGCUAAGCGCCGAAAAACGCACACCGAAAAGUGCAUCACCCUCAAAUGGAACAGUACCUAAAAUCAAGAUCAUAAAAAAUAUCGAGGACUUAGCACGUGAUCACCACGCGAAUAGCCACGCCAAUACUUCUGGCGCACGGUUGCGCCCGACUACAGAAAACCUCAUUACAACACGACCUUUUUCAGCGCAUAGUCAUAUUGCUGGUUCACCAACUGCAACAAGACUGAUUUGCGCGCGACCCAGGUCGUCGACUAUAGAGAAAGAUGCACGUGUUUCCUACUCACCCCCUUGCGCUUCGCCUCCGGAAAGGUUCUGUAUUCCGCAUCCCCCAGACUUUCCAUCUUCUUCCAGGCGGCAGUCCUGGUCGCCUUCGCCUGACUUGGUUGCAAAGUUAAGUCCAGUGCUACAGAGAAAGUUUGGAUCUGCGUGCGACUUGGAAAGACCAAGAUCAGGGUCACUAAAGCUAAUAUACCCAAGCAGUCACAUACCCAGUGAACAGCAAACACCUACUAGCACUACCCCUACUUCGCUACCAUUAGUGGACUGCAAACAGUUUAAUGCACUUAGACAGGACCUGCUUGUACAAUCGAUGUCGGCUCCCACUUCACCGCAGUCGCCAAGGAAACUACUUCCACUGAAAAUCAACCACGAAUUAGAGGAGCUCCAUCAUCGAUUCCUUUCUACACGAGCGCGAGCACAAUCUCUCAACUAUCGACGUGGAAGUCUGCCUGUAGAUCUUGGGAAGGACAACAAAAACAAAUACGAGAAUUGGCGGGAAAACCUCGAUACCAGACAGAAACAUGGUAUUCCCUUUGAAGUCUGGUUGAGAGAAAAGGGAGAACAGACUGCAAGAAAACGCGAAUUUGAAUCAGCGGCGAUAAAAGCAGUCGAGAAACUUGCUGACCAAACAUGGUCAGAAAUUCGGUCGCAAGGGAAGACGUAUGAACAAUGGCUGAAAGAGAAAGACCAAAUGAAGAUCCAUAAUAAGGACUGCAAAGGUGAAUGUAUUGAUCAUGGUAGUCACGGUGAAUGUCAUAAAAGGGCUUUGAAGUACGAAGAAUGGCUGAAGAAAAAAGAUGAGGAAGACUUAAGAAGAGAAGAGGUAAUGAGACAAGAAGCUGAAAGACAUUUUGAAGAAAACAGAAGAAAGAGAGAAUUAGAAAAUGAACGAAAGAUUGCCAGACUAAUCAAACAGGACAAGUAGUACAACAAAUAUAUCGCACAAAGUACCGUAAUUUCGCAUCUCUUUUUAAAAAGUUUAAUUUUAAAAAAUUUGAAGCACUACGUGAAGUCGCCAUACGACUACGACAUAUAAUACGACUAUUA
Molecule: messenger RNA, 2654 nt
Organism: Actinia tenebrosa (Australian red waratah sea anemone)
Lineage: Eukaryota; Metazoa; Cnidaria; Anthozoa; Actiniaria; Actiniidae
Source: RefSeq, a predicted model, not a curated record